This is a messenger RNA of Lotus japonicus, 2383 nucleotides long. RefSeq names its product protein NRT1/ PTR FAMILY 5.2-like. The record is from RefSeq and is a predicted model, not a curated record. The transcript is spliced from 4 exons. Gene Ontology annotation, biological process: dipeptide transport; transmembrane transport. The coding region runs from base 140 to 1912 and encodes 590 amino acids. Gene Ontology annotation, cellular component: membrane. Gene Ontology annotation, molecular function: dipeptide transmembrane transporter activity; tripeptide transmembrane transporter activity. Lineage: Eukaryota; Viridiplantae; Streptophyta; Magnoliopsida; Fabales; Fabaceae.
AAAGGAAAAGAUUGAAUAGUAGUAUAAUAAUCAUGGGCCUACGCCGACUAUAUAUAAAUGCUGUGUAUGUGUAGCAUUGAGUUCGCACAUUUCAGAGAGAAACAAAAAAAGCACGAGAGAAUCAGAUAGAGAGAGAGCUAUGGAAGAUGGCAGGGUGGAUGAGGAGUACACAGAAGAUGGAACUGUGAAUCUAAAAGGAAAACCUGUUCUUAGAUCCAAAACUGGUGGUUGGAAAGCUUGCUCCUUUGUUGUUGUGUAUGAGGUAUUUGAAAGAAUGGCAUAUUAUGGAAUAUCAUCAAAUUUGAUCCUUUAUCUGACAAAGAAGCUUCACCAAGGCACUGUGGCUUCUGCAAACAAUGUGACCAACUGGGUUGGGACAAUUUGGAUCACUCCCAUAUUAGGCGCCUACGUUGCCGACGCUUACCUUGGCCGCUAUUGGACUUUUGUCAUUGCCUCCACCAUCUAUCUCUCUGGCAUGUCUCUGCUUACUCUAGCAGUGUCCCUUCCAAGCCUAAAACCACCUCAAUGCUUAGAAACAGACGUCACAAAAUGCAAACCAGCCUCAACACUUCAGCUAGCAGUGUUCUAUGGCGCACUAUACACACUAGCAGUUGGAACAGGUGGAACCAAGCCCAACAUCUCCACCAUUGGAGCAGACCAGUUUGAUGACUUCCACCCUAAAGAGAAGUCACACAAGCUCUCCUUCUUCAAUUGGUGGAUGUUCAGCAUCUUCUUUGGGACCCUCUUUGCAAACACUGUUUUGGUGUAUAUCCAAGAUAAUGUGGGUUGGACUCUUGGCUAUGCUCUUCCAACUCUAGGCCUUGCUGUGUCAAUCUUGAUAUUCUUGGCAGGGACACCUUUCUAUAGGCACAAGUUGCGUGCUGGGAGCACCUUCACUAGAAUGGCUAUGGUCAUAGUGGCUGCUUUCAAGAAAUGGAAAGUGGAUGUCCCUCGUGAUCCUAAAGAACUGUAUGAGCUUGAUGUGGAUGAGUAUGCAAAGAAAGGGAGUUACAGAAUUGAGUCCACUCCAACAUUGAGGUUCCUUGACAAGGCAUGUGUGAAAACAGGUUCUACUAGUCCUUGGAUGUUAUGCAGUGUUACACAAGUAGAGGAAACAAAGCAAAUGCUGAGAAUGGUCCCAAUCUUGGUUGCUACAUUUGUUCCUAGUACAAUGAUAGCUCAGAUAAACACUCUCUUUGUAAAGCAAGGAACUACUCUUGACAGACACAUAGGAAGCUUCAAAAUCCCCCCAGCAAGUUUAGGUGCAUUUGUUACUGUGUCCUUGCUUGUCUGUGUUGUGCUCUAUGACCGUUUCUUUGUCAAUAUUAUGAAAAAGUUCACCAAGAAUCCUAGAGGGAUUACCCUUCUUCAAAGAAUGGGAAUUGGCAUGGUAAUCCACAUAGUGGUUAUGAUCACUGCAUCUGUGACUGAAAGUUAUCGACUUCGAGUCGCGAAAGAUCAUGGGGUAGUUGAGAGCGGAGGACAAGUUCCUAUAAGCAUUUUCAUUUUGCUUCCUCAGUUCAUACUUAUGGGAACUGCUGAUGCUUUCUUAGAGGUUGCGAAAAUCGAGUUUUUCUAUGAUCAGGCACCAGAGACCAUGAAGAGUAUUGGGACUUCAUAUUCCACAACUACCAUAGCCCUUGGCAAUUUCAUCAGUUCAUUUCUUCUCUCAACAGUUUCGCGCGUCACUCGGGAACAUGGCAGCAGAGGGUGGAUUUUGAACAAUCUGAAUGAGUCUCACCUUGAUUACUACUACGCGUUUUUUGCGGUGCUCAACUUCCUGAACUUCAUCUUCUUCUUGGUUGUUUCGAGGUUCUAUGUGUAUAAGGCUGAAGUUUCUGAUUCCAUAGAAGUGCUUGCUAAAGAACUGAAGGAAAAGACAGUGUCAAACUAUGUAAUACCAAGGGAUUAGUGGACUAGGUAGAUAUAUCUAUAUUUGAAGAAGAUUAAGAUCCAAAAAUUCCACUACUGCUAUAGGUACACUUUGGAUAGCCAAAGAGCUAGAUGUGUGAAAAUGUGUGUGCAAGUGCAACCUUGGGAUGGUUUUGUUAAUUGGAGGUCACUUCAGAAGAGAAUCUAAUCAAGAUAGAGUUAUCGGGAGGAUCAUUUUUCCUUAUCCUGUGCAACCUUUGAGAAAAGUCACCAGCACCACAAAAUAACAUCUUCUCUUAAAUCUAUUUUGUUAUAAGUAUCCUUGUAUUUAGAGUGAGUUAAAUUAUGAACUGUAUAGUGUGUUCUGAUUAGAUUUGCUAUAGAAAGUAAAACUUCUAGAGAUGUACUUUUUUUUUUCUUUUUGAAAAGACUUCUAGAGAUGUACUUGACCCAACCUUCAUUUAGAUGACAUGUUACUUAAAUGAAAUUCAAGUGAAAUUUUAGAUGUAAA